UAGGACAGGAUGAGUGAAGGAAAUCGGAGGUGGUGAAAUGUCACGCAAGGAGUGAAAUCCCUCUCAUUUGCAGGCUUUGUGGAUGUGUAAUGGGAUGUUCCAGCCCAGUGGCCGUUCGUUCUCCUGGUUCGGGCUGUCGCUUUAAGACAAUGAUAACCCAGAGUCUGAUUAAUUCAAUGUACAGCGACGCGUUAGUGGAGAAACCUUAUUAGACGGACCAGCCCCACGCACAGACACAGAGAGAGAGAGAGAGAGAGGGGGAUACACCGAGCAGAAAGACAGGGCUGCAAAAGGUUUACUAAAAAAAUAAAUAAAUAAAAAAAUAAUCAAACAGAAGCUGAAGUUUGCAUUAAACCGUGGCUGUUUCUAACAUGAAGACAUCUUGAGGAUGGGCUGCACGCGUUUGGGAUAAAACUCAGCACCGACGCGCACGGAAAAAAAAAAAAAAAAAAAAAAAAAAGGUUAUUUUUUUUUUGCAGCGGUUCGUCACCAGCUGGAGUAAAAAUACAUCCACGUCCGAUUAAAGAAGGAGGAGGACAGAAGAUCGGAAGGCAUGUCGUCGGAAAAACACGGUCUUGACGACUCUGGACGUCAGACCAUGCAGCCCCCUCCUUACCUCCCUGGGCCGCAGGACCCUAACGCCCCCCCUCACCCCAACAUCCCGCCUGCACCCGGCACCCAGCCCAACUACCCCCCUCCGCCUCCACCUCCAGGAUCAGAGGGCUAUCUCCAAGAGACACAGUUCCACUGCACCCCACUGGGACCCCCAGGGGCUCCACAAGGCUACACAGUCCAGACCCAGGGUCCCGGAGGCACCAUUCCGCACCCCCCUGUAGGAUACCUUCAUCCGGGCUACCCCCUCCAGCUGCAGCCCUGCACAGCUUACGUACCUGUCUACCCCAUGGCGUCGGGUCAGCCCUAUAUGCCGGGCGGUGCAGGCCACCCAGGGAUCCCACCGGGACAGAUUCAUCCCAUGCAAAUGCCACCCAGCAUCACCCUAAUGGACCGCCGACCGCCGCAUGAUUAUCUGCCCAUCGCCGUUCUCACCACCGUCUGCUGCUUCUGGCCCACAGGCAUCAUCGCCAUCAUCAAAGCAGUGCAGGUGCGGACGGCGAUAGCCCGAGGAGACAUGGUUACAGCAGAAAUAGCCUCCCGUGAAGCACGCAACUUCUCCUUCAUCAGCCUGGCCGUCGGCAUCGCCUCCAUUGUGCUGUGCACCAUCCUCACCGUCGUAGUCAUCAUCGCCUCGCAGCACCACGAUGACGACUGGGAGCCGUAACCGCACGCAGCGUCAGGCAGAUGGAAAACUAUGGCAUAUAUUAGCUAGCUAACUACUCUCAAAGUGGAGCAAAUAGAAGCACUCAAACCGGUACAACUCUCUGCUACACACUGGGUCUAAAACGCAGGCACUUUGUGUACAGUUAACACCGCUCUGACCUAAAACACUACAAUCAAACACUCACUAACGACCAAAACACAGCCAAUCACAAACCCCCAAAUACAAGCAGCUGUCAAAUGAGGUCUGUUAACACGGAGAACCGCUUAAUAUUUACACUCACACAUGAACUGCAAGAGGUAUCUACAAUUCAUUUGGCAUCAAUUUGAAUAAUUCAUAGAGGCCUUCACUGGAAGAUGAAAGCAUAGGUCACUGUGUGUUUCAGUUUUAACAGUAAAAUCGAUUAAAUGGAGAUGAAAUUAUAGUGAAAUCACCCUCAAAGAUAGUUAGAUAUAAAGUAGUUCAACACACUUUUUAGUCAUACAAUGUACAUGUUUUCUUUGCUAUAAAAACAAAACAAAAAAAAAUAACAAAUGUGCCAUGCCAUGUGAAACAGUGUGCUGCUAUUGAUUUUCCAGAGCAGUAUUCCCACUGAUACACUUGCAUAAGAGACUGUCUGAUUUAGUGUUGGAGGGGUCGAUCAAUAUACAUCCAACACACCAAAUGAAAUCUGGACUGACAAAGUGACUGUCUAACAUAACCAAACAUGAAGUAUUUAUUUAAAAACCAGUUGUUUCUAUGUUACUGUUGGAUGAGAUUUUACUCUUUUUUUUUUUUUUUUUAAUUUUAUUUAUUGCAAACCUAUUAUUUAUUAUUUAUUAAAUAUCUACUCAUGCAUUGGAUUUUUCUGCUGAGCAUCACUAGUUUAUCACAUCUAUCUGACACUUUAAAAUUGGCUUAAAUUUGAUAUCUUAUGUGAUGAUAUUGCACUUUGUAGUAAUCAGAUGAGACAACACAGCUGCUUACAUUUCUAGAUAUUAUAGUGCAUGGUUAAUAUUCGAUUCAUUUUUGAUGCUAAUGGGCUUUAGUGCAGAGAAAAGCUUGUCUCCCAGCUGUGUUUCUGGAUCUGAAAUGUUCAUAUUUCUAGAAGUGUGUGAUCUUUUUCCAAUUGUUGAUCAAAGCUACUGUCAAAGCAACAGGAGAACAUUUAGACGAUAAGUAUUAACAAAUCUAGGGUCGACUUGGAACUAUUGCUUUCUCAAGUAUUUUAGAAGUGUAUCGGCCUAUUUUUGUGUUGCACAUCUCUUGCUAUUUAACCUCUCAGUCACUGUAUGUAAAAGAUAACUACUUUAGUGCAAAGUUAGACUUACGAGGCAACAUAACCCUGCAUGUCAUCCUCAGUUCGUUUCCAUUUGUCUUAAAUAUUAAAGCUACAUGUGCGGCUGUAACGUUAUUUCACAGGGUCCCUCCUCGUUCGGUUUCCCCCCGAUGUUUUGUAGCACCGAGCAGCAGCUGUGCCGCUGUUUGCAGGAGACGACACGGCUGUAACGUGACAGUAUGAAAGAAAAAUGUGAGGUUACAGGAGAAUUGAAAAUGAAUGUCUUUAAUAGGAGAGAGAACAUAUUAAUGCCUGUAACAGGGAUACUCAACUUAAAGCCUGCAGGCUAAAUCAGACCUGUGAUACGGUGCCAGCUGGCCCAGAGGGUAUCUUUUUUUU
Sphaeramia orbicularis (orbiculate cardinalfish) is the source of this 2933-nucleotide messenger RNA. It is a transcript of the gene prrt1, whose product is annotated as proline-rich transmembrane protein 1. Gene Ontology annotation, cellular component: membrane. The transcript has 4 exons. Bases 554 to 1279 code for a protein of 241 amino acids. NCBI's taxonomy places the organism in Eukaryota, Metazoa, Chordata, Actinopteri, Kurtiformes, Apogonidae. The record is from RefSeq and is a predicted model, not a curated record.